AAAUACAGUGUAAACAAUCUUUUAUUUUUUCAGUCAACACCCAUCUUGAUCAUUUGAUGUUGAUCUUGCUCAAGUGUUGUUGUUUUUUUAAAAGUAUAAAACAAGAAUCUAUAUGAUCUAGAUCAAAUGGGAUCGAUAGUCUAAAAGCCUCAUAGACAAUCGAAGAUAGUAACAAAAGAAGACUACUUUAACAUGACUUGUGAAAUUGUUUUUAGAGAUGUAACUGAGAUAUACUCAAGACUUUUUAAUCAUCGUGCUGCACUUCAGGGACUUACCAACAGCUUUGUGAAAGAGUUUGAGGAAAAAAGAGGUGAUCGGGAGAUAAUAUCAUUGUCAAGAGUCUUAGAGUUAGUCACAGACAGUAGAGAUCGAGCUCUGCCAACCACAAUUGACAGCCUUGAGUGCAACGUUGAUAAUUUUAAGGAUUCAGUGAACAAAACUUUGAAACUUUGUCAGGAGAUAAUAAAAGACUCAGAAGAUAAAAAGUCCGAAUGGUUGGAAUCACAGAGGCGUAGCAGAGAGCAACAAUGGAAUGAGUUCAUGGCUGCGCAGGUCACCAGAAGUGCACGAGUUGAUUCAGAUUUUAAAAAUAAAGUAGAUGCCUUAGCCAAUCACUAUGCUGAUCUGGAAGAGAAACUGAAAGAGAGUACCAGUAAAGUUCUUUAAUUUGUUUGCUCUUUUAUUCUCUGCAUUCAGUUUGGCAAUAUGUACAUAUAUGAUUCUUUGUGCUCAGUCUGUGUUACAAGAUGAUAAUUAUAUGAUGGUAUGUUUCUAUAAAGUGAAAGUACAUUAAAAUAUUUUUUUUUAAUAA
Molecule: messenger RNA, 811 nt
Organism: Biomphalaria glabrata
Lineage: Eukaryota; Metazoa; Mollusca; Gastropoda; Planorbidae
Product: biogenesis of lysosome-related organelles complex 1 subunit 5-like
Exons: 5
Coding region: 193-666 (157 amino acids)
Cellular component (GO): BLOC-1 complex; transport vesicle
Source: RefSeq, a predicted model, not a curated record